AAAGGUCACCUUCAACAUCAUUUCACCGAGGAUAUAUGUACUACUCCUCGAGUAACGCCUCGCAGCUUAUAUUCUGUGCCCGGUGCUACGCGUAUUCGCAUACGUAUUCCAUCGGUCUAACUGUUCAGUUCCCGUUCUCCAGUACAAAUAUUAAAGAGAGCCUAGGGCUUUGUUCCUGUAUAGUUAAAGUAAAUUGCAAAUAAAAAAAACCACCCACAAUGUCUGUGAAAACUAAGCUGAUGAAGGAAAUUGCCGAGCCGAUGACCUCGUCGGGCAACAAGGUCACCAUCGUCGGUAUCGGUCAAGUCGGUAUGGCAUGUGCCUUCAGUAUCUUGACUCAGAGUGUGUCCAGCGAGGUGGCCCUGAUCGAUGUCAACGCCGACAAGCUGAAGGGUGAGAUGUUGGAUUUGCAGCACGGUUCGGCCUUCAUGAAGAACGCCCAAAUCAAUGCCAGCACAGAUUUCGCCGUUUCGGCCGGAUCCCGACUGAUCGUCAUCACCGCCGGCGUCCGCCAGAAGGAAGGCGAAAGCCGUCUGAACCUAGUCCAGCGCAACUGUGACAUUCUGAAGGGAAUAAUUCCCAAGCUGGUCGAGCAUAGCCCCGACUGUAUCCUGCUAGUCGUCUCCAACCCGGUCGACAUCCUAACCUAUGUGGCAUGGAAGAUCUCCGGACUUCCCAAGAACCGUGUUAUCGGCUCCGGUACCAAUCUCGAUUCGUCCCGCUUCCGCUUCCUGAUGUCCCAGCGGUUGGGAGUUGCCCCAACCUCGUGCCACGGUUGGAUCGUCGGUGAGCACGGUGACAGCUCUGUGCCAGUGUGGUCCGGUGUCAACGUAGCUGGCGUCCGCCUGUCGGAACUCAACCCAGCCAUCGGCACUGUCGACGAUGAAGAGAAGUGGAGUGAUCUGCACUACGAAGUCGUUAACAGCGCUUACGAAGUCAUCAGACUGAAGGGAUACACUUCCUGGGCCAUCGGCCUUAGCGUGGCAUCACUCGCUUCGGCUCUGCUCAGAAAUACUUACAACGUGCAUGCCGUUUCCACUUUGGUUAACGGCGAACAAGGAAUCAACGACGAGGUUUACUUGUCUCUGCCAUGCGUCCUAGGCAGAAAUGGUGUAUCGCACGUCAUUAAGCAGAUCCUGACUGAAGCCGAAAUGAAAAAACUUCAGGAAUCGGCUCGCAUCAUGGCUGAAGUUCAGGCCGGAAUUAAGUUUUAAAUCAAACAUAGCAUUUAACUAUUUAUAACAAUUCUAGUAAAAUUAGGAAACAAUGUGAAGCAAGAAAAACCAACAAGCAGCCAUUGACUAGCUCACUCUUUAGCUUGAUAAGCAUGCACGCCUAAGUCUUUGAUGUUCUCUGCCCGCUCUCAUUUAAAAUAAAGAGGAAUGCAACCACUUAUGUAAACUAUGAUAGAAAGUAUUACAAAACAUAAAUCGGAAAACGUUACAAAUGAGAAUAAAUCUUUCGUUUAUUUUAUGACAUAAAAGUUAA
Molecule: messenger RNA, 1488 nt
Organism: Ochlerotatus camptorhynchus
Lineage: Eukaryota; Metazoa; Arthropoda; Insecta; Diptera; Culicidae
Gene: Ldh
Product: Lactate dehydrogenase
Exons: 5
Coding region: 219-1214 (331 amino acids)
Biological process (GO): pyruvate metabolic process; lactate metabolic process
Cellular component (GO): cytoplasm
Molecular function (GO): L-lactate dehydrogenase (NAD+) activity
Source: RefSeq, a predicted model, not a curated record